Messenger RNA from Cyphomyrmex costatus, 1881 nucleotides. RefSeq names its product protein SPT2 homolog. Lineage: Eukaryota; Metazoa; Arthropoda; Insecta; Hymenoptera; Formicidae. The transcript has 7 exons. The record is from RefSeq and is a predicted model, not a curated record. Gene Ontology annotation, cellular component: nucleolus. Gene Ontology annotation, molecular function: DNA binding; histone binding. Gene Ontology annotation, biological process: nucleosome assembly; transcription by RNA polymerase I. The coding region runs from base 169 to 1881 and encodes 570 amino acids.
UAUCAUUGAAGAUUUUUUCUCUUUUUAUUUAAAUAUUUAGAACGUUUAGAAUCUCGCUGACGUAUCUGUCGGCAAUUAAUCUGUCGAUAAUUAAUCUAAGUAAACUUGAUCCCAGAAGUAUAUCAAGUAGGUCAUUUUUACAAUUAUCCUUAUCGUUGCCAGUAAAAAAUGGAUUUUAGCACUCUAAUCUCCGUCGCGCAAAAGAAUGAAGUAAAAAAACAGCAGACUAUUCCGUGCUACCAAACAAAAUUUACACCACUGAAGAAACAGUCUAAGCAAUCCAAAACUCUUUCCGAUAAUAUCAAGAAAUUUUUAGCUCGGAAAGAAGAAGAAGAAAGGCAGAAAGCUCUAGAGGAAAAAAGAAAAAAGGAUAAUCUUUUAGCUUUACGAGAUCAGAAGACCCAGAAUCGGAUAAAUAAACACUUGAAAGUGUGUAAAGCAGCGAAUAAAUCAGUGAUUGAGGAUGCCAUUGACAGUGAAAAUACAGCUAUUACUAUUGCAGGCCCGUCUCAACCCGAUGAAGAUGAUUAUGGAUAUGAAUCUCAGGCAGCUUCUGAAUUGUACAAUCAACUUAUGAAUAAAUAUAAUAGUUUACCUCCGGAAAAACCUCUUUUUAGUACUAGUGAAAGAACAGUGAAAGAUAUUGCAUCCACAAAGGACAGAGUAAAACAAGCUUUGAAACAGCAAGAACUUGAAGAAAGUAGCGGACAUAGGAAAAAAAAGAGAUCGAACGUUUCAAAUGUAAAAGAAACUGAAAUUGAGGAAAAAGUAGGGAAGGACAACAAAGAAGUUAAUAAAAAAGUCAAAGAAGUUAAAGAAGACAAAGACGAAAAAGACAAAGACGAAAAACCCAAAGCGAAGAAAAAACCAUCGCUACCACCACCUAUGGGUUUUGCGGAACUUUUAAAACUCGCCGAGGUAAAGCAACACGAACCUGUAGUUAUAGAAGUUAAACCGAAAGUCGAAAAUGAACGACCAAUGACAAAACGUCAAAAAAUGGAAUAUAUGCAAGAAAAAGAAAGGAAGGAGCAACGUGAAAAAAAAGUUUUAGAGGCAAAUAAAAAGAUAAAUACACCUAGCAAGCUUGAUAAAACACAAUUGAACAGAAUUCCUAAAGCUAACGGAAAAUCUGUAAUUUCUAAUUCAACACCGAAUAAAGUUUCUAAAUGUGCUACAACCAUUCCUAAACAAAUCACUGAUAAAUUUAACGAUAAACAUAAUAUCGAAAAAUCAAAUUCAAACAAGAGCUCAGUUCAGAAUGAAUUAUUAGAGGAACGGAAAAAGAUAGAAGCUGAAAGAAGACAAUUGGAGGAAAUGCGACGCGCUAUCGAGGAAGAGAAAAAGAAAUUAGUACAAAGUAAAAAUAAAUUGGAAAACGUUAAAUCUGAGCCUUUUGACAAAUUAAAUACAACUAAAUCUAAAUAUAUAAAUAAGCAAAUAUCUAAAGACAUUAAACCGCGACAAUUACCACCUUCGGAUUUAAAGUUACAAUCCACAUUAGCUAAUACUAAACCAAAACAGUUUCCACCAUCUGAUGUUAGGUCCGCAAGAUCUAACACAAUUAUCAAAAAAGCAUCCAAUAAAAGACGUAUCUUUGAUGAUGAAGAAGACGAUUCGGAUUUAAUCGAUUUUAUAGACGAUGGGCCAGAAGAUAAUGAAGAAGAUUACAGUAAACAUAUUAGCGAAAUAUUUGGCUACGAUAAGAGUAAAUAUAGAAAUAUUGAUGACGAAGAUGAUGCUGUUAUGGAAAGUAAUUUUGCGCAACAAUUAAAGGAAGAAUAUAUAUCUUCAAAAAUAGGAUAUAUGGAAGAUUUAGAGGACAUGCACAUGGAAGCACUAGAGAAAAAGAAAAAGGCUGUUUUGAAGAAGAAAAAGAAAUAG